AUGAGAACCACUAGAAAUAGUAAUAAAGCUACUCCAAACUACUCCACCGACCCUACUAAUGAUCCCCCAAUCAUUGAAACCCCGGUUUCUUUGGGCUCUUCAUUGGAUGUUGGCGCAAAAUCUGAAACCCCGAUCCCGAUAGCAAACAUAAACAAACAAGCUAAAGAUCAAGAUUCCGAUGAAGAAAUUACUGAUGCAGCCGACAAUACUAUUAAUAGUACUGUUGAAACCUUUUUAACUGCUUCAGAAGAUCCUGAAGCGGACCAAAACAUGGAUUCCAACGCCAUUUCUACCCCAACUACCUCUCCAGCAAUUAAUGUUUCUUCAGUUGAUUGCGAUCGCAAUUCUCAUGCAGCAUGUGACACUGACAUUGACAUGCAUAAUCCUGUUAUUCCAACCCAAGCCGUUAUUUCUACUGAUUUGAUUAAUGAAAACUCCGAAAACCAAAAAAAAAUCGAAAAUUCUCAAAACCCAAAAAAAAAUUCUGUUUCUGUUCCUUCUGUUCCUGUUCCCUCUGUCUCAUCUUCUACUGUCGCCUCUCCAACUACGGCCUCCAAUCCGGUGGCUCCAGCUGUCAAUGUGACAAGACCAAUCCAAACCUAUGCUCAAGCCACCGCUGGAGACAAGCGCACACCUCGAGCCACUACAAACAUCAAUGAUCCAUCCUUCCAAAACGUGUUGAUGAAAUUUGAAAGAACUUUCAAAUGGGCAAGUCACAUCAAAAUCCUUGACUUUAAGCACCGCGACGUAUUGGAAUAUGCCAUAAGCGAGAAACGCAAAUCAGGAAAAUUGUUCUCCACCUCCAAUCCUGCUAUUAUUAAAUCCAAAGAAAAACGCGAGGAACUCGUCAAGAUCAUGGAAAUUGAAGAUUUCUUCCAAAACUACACCAGUUUUAAUAUGACAAACGAAUUCAACAGAUUGAGAAACUCUAGAAUCAGCUUGGAGAACUACUUGGAAUUUAUCAUGAGCCAACAGCAUCUUAAGGAUAUCUUAAUCUACUUUAAGAUCCCAAAAGAUAUCUUUACAGAGUUUCCUCUUGAAAAACACUUGGAAUCCAUCAAAAACGGACUCACUAAGUUAUCCAAAGAACUUGAUACUAUUACACAGUCAUCCAACGAACCAGAUAAGGAUUUGAUCAUAAUCAGGGAAAACUUAAAAGGGGCCCUCAACCACUUGGUUAUUUUUAAUAAGAAGAUCUGCCUUAACUCAAACUUCAUCCCAAACCCUCAGGAUACAGGCUCUGAUAUCUUCAAGAAGGACAGAAAUCUUUUAAUUGAAUAUCUUAACAUCCACCUUAAAGUUACAGUUGGAAAUUAUACCUACACGCCAGGGUCUUUGUUAAACACAAUGAAUAAGGAAUCCCAUUUAAUUGAGAUUGAAAUGAAUUCCGAGUUUACUGAAUUUAAUCGGGAAAAACUUCUUGACCAUGUCUUCAAUGAAUCCGGAAUUGAUCCAUCAUCCUUCUUUCCAAUCAACACCGUUCACUUUACGGAAGAAGCAAGCAAAGCUGCCAGUAUUGUCACUUAUGGUUAUAUUGAAAUUGACUCAGGAAAAUCCCUUCCACUCUUCAAUGACAAAAAUUUCCGCUCCAGAGUCAUCACGAAAUGCGUCCACUGCACUGCAUGUGAAUCCGGAAGAUCCAGAAAAACACGCUCCGAAACAAAAUUCUGGAAAAGCAGUCAAACCAAACCACAAUUUAAACUAUGGUUUUCAGACUGUCGAAAAAAGAAAAAUAAAACUGAAUAA
Messenger RNA from Saccharomycopsis crataegensis, 1746 nucleotides. RefSeq lists its product as uncharacterized. The record is from RefSeq and is a predicted model, not a curated record. Lineage: Eukaryota; Fungi; Ascomycota; Saccharomycetes; Ascoideales; Saccharomycopsidaceae. The coding region runs from base 1 to 1746 and encodes 581 amino acids. The transcript has a single exon.